This is a messenger RNA of Adineta steineri, 4317 nucleotides long. NCBI's taxonomy places the organism in Eukaryota, Metazoa, Rotifera, Eurotatoria, Adinetida, Adinetidae. The record is from the annotation of a GenBank genome assembly.
AUGUCGGAAAAUCGUUUUGUGAACAGUACUCUUUCAGAGCUUCAAGAAGCCAAUCGCAGUCCAAUAUUUGGUUACGAAGAUUCACUCAUUCUGACAUUAGAAGAAGCUGUAGAAAAACUAAUUCCACUCGUUCCCAAUGUCUUAGCUUAUGUUAUGACAGCUAAAAAGAAAUAUUAUCGACAUUCAGAUUUGUUAUUGCGAGAUGAAUCGGCGGCAAUAUAUCUUUACACGAUGCCAUCACCUGAUUUUUAUUCUUCUCUCAACAACACACUUCGAGCUGAAAAUCGACAUGCACUUAAACCAUGGUUUGCCUAUUUAAAACUGUUCAUAACAGCUCUCAAGAAGUUACCAUCAAUUAAGUCAGUUGUUUGGAGAGGUGUUUACAGUGAUGUUAGUUCAGUCUUUGCUAACAAUAAUAUCGACAUUUGGUGGAGUGUAAAUUCAACCUCGAUGGAUCUGAAAAUUGUUCAACCAUUUCUAGGCGAACAUGGCACUUUGUUCACCAUUGAAGUUAUGCAUGGCAAAGAUAUCUCCCAAUUUUCAGCAAGUCCAGACGAGAAAGAAGUUAUUCUAAUGCCUGGAACUUAUGUGCGAGCCAAAACCGAAACAUUCAAUUUCAAAGAUUGUCUCUUCAUUGUUCACUUAGAUGAAGUAACUCCUCAAAGUAGUGAAUCACAAUCUGAGUCAAAUCAUCUAUUUCGAUGGAUAAAACAAGAAUACAAACGAAAUGGUUAUAUUGAACGUCUGAUGAACCCAGCAAAAUUCUAUCCAAUUGAAGAGUGUUACAUUAAUUUGGCCAUCGUCGAAACUAAAAAACAACAACAAAAAGAAAGACAACUUCGUGAUGCUUCUAACAAUGAUGCUAUAAUGAGAAGUUUUGAAGAAAUUUAUGGAACAAAAACUACAAUCGAUAUAAAAAAUAUUUUUGAAACAUGCAAUAAUCAAGAGAAAAAAGUGCUGGUGUUCGGACGUGCUGGAAUCGGAAAAUCUACAUUUUGUCGAUAUAUUGCUUAUCAAUGGGCGAUGGGUUCAUAUUGGACACAGUAUGAAUUAUUAGCUCUGAUUCCAUUACGUCGUUUAACAAUUAAUCGAUAUCCUCCUUUACCAAUUAGUCAGAACUAUUCUUUAAUUGAUCUUGUGAAAAAAGAGAUUUUUUCAUAUGAUCUAUCUGAAAGUGAAAACAAGCUUCUGAAAAAGCAUUUUGAUGCAAAAAAGACUCUAUGGGUUUUGGAUGGAUAUGAUGAAAUUGUACAAAAUGUGCCUUCACAGUUAGAAUGCUUAUUCGAACAAUUACUUAAAACUCCACAUCAUAUUUUAACAUCUCGUCCAUAUCAAAAUACAUUAGCCUAUCAUGCACAAAUGGAAAUCACAGGUUUUACAGACGAAAAUAUUGAGCAAUAUGUGCAGCAAUUUUUUGAUCAAAUGAAACAUGAACUCGACAAUUCUUUGAAUAAAAGUCAAAAACUAUUCAGAUUCUUAGAGACAAAUCGAUCUAUCUGGGGUGUUGCACAUAUUCCAGUGAAUCUGGAACUAAUAUGUAGUCUUUGGAGUAACGAAGAUUCUAUAGGAACAAAUGAAUUAACAAUAACAUCAUUGUAUACAAUAAUGAUAGAAUGGUUAUGUCGACGAUAUUUAUCAAUGCCAAAUAAAAAAAUUCAAAAUUUACCUAAAGACGAUGUCAAUCAACGUUGUGAAAAAGAGUUAGCAUUCUUAGAAAACCUUGCCUUUAAUGGAAUGAAGAGUAACACUAUAAUUCUACGACCAAAUCUACUGAGAAAAGCAUUAAAUGAAGAAAAAGUCUCUUUACAUGACCAUCCACAUAUACUCAAUAUGGGAAUUCUAAAAAGUUUUAAUAAACAAGGUAUCGAUACUCUAAUUCAAACGGAUAAAGAUUAUUAUUUUGUGCAUCUUAGUUUUCAAGAGUAUUUUACAGCACGAUAUCUGAUUAAAGCUCUCAAAGAGUCUUCAACUCAUCAACAAGAAAUCAAGUUUAUUCAACGAGAAAAAUACAAUCAACGUUAUGCAUUAAUGUUUACUUUUCUAUCAGGUCUUUCCAGUGAAGCUGAUGCAAACAUAUGUUUAAACAACUUUUGGGACCUUAUAUUAACACCACCGAUGGAUCUUGUUGGAAUAAGGCAUAUGCAACUUAUUAUUUCUUGCAUUGAAGAGACACCAAGCCAAUCAACUAUUCCACAACGUACUGUAUUAAUAGAAUGGAUAGCGACAUACAUUGAGUAUAACUUGUCCACAGGAAAACAAAAAAUUUGCGAUUGUCUCGCACAAUCAUUAAGAAGAGCACCAUCAAUAACAAACAGUCAAAGAAUUAUCAAUGUAGUUAUCCGUCUAUUUCAAAAUGAUGAUUUCAAUACCAGAAUCGCAGUACUCUCACUCAUUUCUGAAAUGAAUGGUUCGAAUCUACCGGGUGCACUGAUUAAAUUAGUAGCUACAGCACUAGAUGAUGAAGACACGAUGGUCAGAGACGGUGCAUGCGAAGCUCUCUGUAAUAUGGGAGAAAAAGCAGCGACAAACGAAGUGAUCACUAAACUGGUUGGUGCAUUAGAAGAUGAGAGUGAAAGUGUCAGACAGAGUGCAUAUCACGCUCUAGGGAAUAUGGGUGAAAAAGCAGCGACGAAUGAAGUGAUCAUUAGUCUAAUUAGUGCAUUAGAAGAUGAGAGUGAAAUGGUCAAAUACGUUGUACGCGAAGCUCUCUUGAAUAUCAAUGAAAAAGUAGCGACGAAUGAAGUGAUCACUAAUCUAACUAGUGCAUUAGAAGAUGACUGCGAAGGUGUCAGAUGGAAUGCAUGCCGAGCGCUUGGGAAUAUAGGUGAAAAGGCAGCGACGAAUGAAGUGAUCACUAAACUGGUUAGUACAUUAGAAGAUGAGAUUGUCUUUGUCAGAAGAAGUGCAUGCGAAGCUCUCGGGAAUAUAGGUGAAAAAGCAGCGACAAAUGAAGUUAUCACUAGCCUGCUUAGUGCAUUAGAAGAUGAGGAUACAUGGGUCAGACUCGAUGCAUGUGAUGCUCUCGCAAAUAUAGGUGAAAAAGCAGCGACGAACGAAGUGAUCACUAAACUGGUUAGUGCAUUAGAAGAUAACAGUCUCAGUGUCAGAUCAAGCGCAUCUGGAGCCCUCGGCACUCUAGGUAAAAAAGAAGUGACGAACGAAGUGAUCACUAAACUGAUUAGUGCAUUAGAAGAUAAGAGUGAAAGUGUCAGACGAGGUGUAUGCGGUGCUCUCGGGAAAAUGGGUAAAAAAGCAGCGACAAAUGAAGUGAACACUAAAAUGAUUAUUAUAUUAGAAGAUACGAGUGAAUUGAUCAGAUCAAGUGCAUGCGAAGCUCUCGGGGAUAUAGGUGAAAAAGCAGCGACGAAUGAAGUGAUCACUAAAAUGGUUAUUACAUUGAAAGAUAAGAGUGAGUCGGUUAGAUCAAGUGCAUGCCGAGCUCUCGGGAAUAUAGGUGAAAAAGCAGCGACAAACGAAGUGAUCACUAAUCUAACUAGUACAUUAGAGGAUGACUAUGAAGGUGUCAGAUGGAAUGCAUGCCGAGCUCUCGGGAAUAUAGGUGAAAAGGCAGCGACAAAUGAACUAAUCACUAAGCUGAUCAAUACAUUAGACGAUGAGAGUGAGAGUGUCAGACGAGGUGCAUGCCAAGCUCUCAGGAAUAUAGGUGAAAAAGCAGUGACGAACGAAGUGAUUACUAAAAUAGUUAGUGCAUUGGCACAUGAGAAUUACAGAACCAGAGACUAUGUAUGUGCAGCUCUCGCAAAUAUAGGUGAAAAAGUAGCGACGAGCGAAAUGAUUACUAAAAUGGUUAGUGCAUUAGAAGAUAAGGAGUAUGGGGUCAGAAUGAAUGCAUGCCUAUAUCUUAGGGAUAUGGGUGAAAAAGCAGCGACGAAUGAAGUGAUCACUAAGCUUAUGAAUAUACAUGGUGCUAUGGACCACUUGUCUUUUGAAGCUGCAGAUGCUAUAAAUGCUAUUUUUCGUUCAUCAACUGUGUUGAUUGGUUUUGGUCCAAUGUUAAUUUCAAAACUUUGUGUCUGUGGAAGACAAUUACAGUGCUUGAAAAAUAUCUCGCUGGAUAAAUUAGUCACAAAAUUUUUCGAUACUCAAGAUGCUGAUUGGUUGUUGGUCGCGAUUGAGAUAGCACUCAUAAAAGGUGCCGCCGUGUCGAUCAAUGAAGAUAAAUUGUCGGUGUAUGAUGAUGGAGAACCAAUAGAACUGCAUGCUCCAAGUUUGAAACUACAUAAUGAACUUAUUGACGCUUUUACUAAUAAGGCAAAAGCACUUCAUUUAUCUCUUGGAGUACCGUCAAAGCUAUGA